Molecule: messenger RNA, 6145 nt
Organism: Girardinichthys multiradiatus
Lineage: Eukaryota; Metazoa; Chordata; Actinopteri; Cyprinodontiformes; Goodeidae
Product: protein kinase C-binding protein NELL1-like
Exons: 20
Coding region: 85-2511 (808 amino acids)
Molecular function (GO): calcium ion binding; protein binding
Source: RefSeq, a predicted model, not a curated record
CAGACGGACCAGAGUUGUUGGCUGGUGUGGAAACACGGCGGAGCGCACAACUCACGGACUCUGUACAACACAACUCCAGCACAGAUGGAUAUUUACGUAGCAUUGUUAUUGUUUCUUCUUUUCACCAAACCAGCUAUUGGUUUCGGAUCAGACCAAGACUACCAGAUUGAUAUCAUCAGCGAACUUGACCUGGCGAAUGCCACUUAUGGAAUUACUCAAGUGGCAGGACUUCACAACGGCAGCAAAGCCUUCCUUUUUCGAGAUGUUGGGAGGGCAGUUCACGCCCCACCACACAUCACAGAAAAAGUGGUUCAACUGUUCAGGAGAAAAAGCGAAUUCACCUUCUUGGCCACCAUCCAACAGAAGUCCUCCACAUCAGGAGUCAUAUUCUCAAUCCACGAGUCCGAACACAGUUACUUUGAGCUGGAAAGCAGCGGUGUGAGAGAGGAGAUUCGCUACCACUACCGCUUUAAGGGCAAGCCACGAUCUGAAUCAUUCCCCUACCGGCUUGCUGAUGGACAGUGGCACAAGAUCGCCAUCACCAUCAGCACCUCCCACCUCCUGCUGCACGUCGACUGUAACAGGAUUUAUGAGCGGGUGAUAGACCCUCCUCAGAUGGAGCUGACCUUAGGCAGUGGAGUGUGGCUAGGCCAACACAGCCACAAGCAUGGUCUGUUCAAGGGCAUUAUUCAGGAUGUGAAACUGAUCUUUGCUCCAAAUGGCUACAUCACACAGUGCCCUAAUCUUAAUCGCACUUGUCCGACCUGCAGCGACUUCCUCAGCCUCGUGCAGGGCAUCAUGGACCUGCAGGAGCUACUUGCUAAGAUGACCCUGAAGCUGAAUUAUGCAGAGUCUAGACUGACCCACCUGGAGGGCUGUCACUGUGAGAGGACCUGCAGCACCAAUGGCCUGGUGUACCGGGACAAAGAGCUGUGGGUGGAACCUGAAAACUGCAGGAAUUGUGUUUGUAAGAAUGGUGUGGUGGAGUGUCGCAGGGUCUUCUGUCCUCCAGCAAAUUGCUCAGACAACAUGCUGCCUGUACAUGUUGAUGGGACUUGCUGUAAAACAUGCCGACCUCAAUGUGCCUACUUGGGACAGACGUUUUCUGAGGGUCAACAUUUUCUAUCCAGGACAUGCAAGGAAUGCAAGAAUGGCUUGAUGGUGAAAGUUACAGAAACAUGUCCGGAGAUUAACUGCACCAUCGGUGAGCAGAUCUUACCAGAGGGCAGAUGCUGCAAUGUUUGCAGAGGUUAUGACUUCUGUGCAGAGGGACUCAUUUGUGGAGAAAACUCAGAGUGUAAAAACAGGAAUACUAAAGCAGAGUGUGAAUGCAAGAUCGGCUAUGCCUCCAUCCAUGGGGAUUCUACUUAUUGUGAAGAUAUCGAUGAGUGUGCAACGCAGAUGCAUUACUGCCAGUCCAAUACAAUGUGUGUGAACCUUCCUGGAAGUUAUCGGUGUGACUGUCUACCAGGCUUCACCAGAGUGGAUGAAUACUCCUGCACCGAGCAUGAUGAAUGUGCCAGUGGCCAAAGCUUUUGUGAUGAGAACGCCAUCUGCACCAACACUAUCAGAGGACACCUGUGUACCUGCAAGCCGGGCUAUGUGGGGAAUGGCACCAUCUGCAGAGCUUUCUGCGAAGAUGGUUGCCGGAGUGGAGGAUCCUGUGUGUCUCCAAACACAUGUGUUUGUCCCUCGGGAUUUACCGGGCGCCGCUGUGAAACAGAUAUAGAUGAAUGUACAGAGGGCCUGAUCGAGUGCCACAACCACUCUCGCUGUGUCAACCUACCCGGCUGGUACCACUGUGAAUGCAGAAGUGGUUUCCAUGACAAUGGAUCCUACCAGCUUGAUGGAAGCUCUUGCACUGACAUCGAUGAGUGCAGUUUGCAGACACACACCUGCUGGAAUGACAGUGUGUGUGUGAACCUCCCUGGAGGCUAUGACUGCAUGUGCACAUCUGGUCCAGGCUGCAGCAGUAACUGCCCACAGGACGAAGUUAUAAGACGCAAUGGAGAAGAUUGGAAACCCAUCUAUGAUCGCUGUGCUUUAUGCUCAUGCAAGGAUGGACAGACGUUCUGCAGGAGGAGACCCUGUGACUGUUCAGACCCAGAUGAGGACCUGUUCUGCUGUCCUAGCUGUGACAACAGACCCACUAGUCAGUGUCUGGACCAGAGUGGACGAACGCUGUACCGCAGUGGAGCGUCUUGGCUGUAUGGUUGCCAGCAGUGCCGCUGCAUGGAGGGGGAGGUUGACUGCUGGCCUUUAGUUUGUCCUGUGUUAUUGUGCGAAUACACAGCAGUGGCACAGGGUGAAUGUUGCCCGCGUUGCGUCACCGACCCCUGCUUGGCUGACAACCUGUCGUACGACAUUCAGCAGGCAUGCACAGACCCCACAGGUGUCACUCGCCUCAGCGGGGACACAUGGCAUAUGCCUCAGUCACCCUGCACUACCUGCAAGUGUAAGAACGGGAAAGUUUGUUGCUCUGUGGAUCUCGACUGCCUUCAGAACAACUGAAACUUUUUUCCUCCUCAUCUCCUCUCGCUAUGGGACUGUCACUCGGCCUCCUCCAUCAGACAACUUUCGCACUGGAUCCAUAAGACAGACUUGCACACAAAUGUGUGCAUGACAGUGUGUGCACAGAAAACACACACGGGACAGAAUUUGGGUGUCGAAGUGGCGACUUUCCGCCGCAACUCUGACGUUAAGCAGCAAGCAAGUGUGUGUGUGAGACUCAGGUAAAGAUCUGAGAUCAUUGUCAAGUCAACGUGUUGUGUGUGUCUUUGUGUUGUUUUUUUUUUUAUCCCUUAAUGUCUUAGGAAUAUGUGUGCAAAGUCAAACAACCAAUCACCGACAAACAGCAGUUCACAUGCUUCAGUGCUCCAUCCAUCUGUAUUUCCUGAAUAUUGGUUCACUCUUUCUUGGUCACCUUAAAACAAGAUGUCAUAAAAAUGUGUUGCUGUGGUAACAAAAAGAAAAUGGGUUCACUUUUAAUGUUUUGUCUUAUUGAAAGGAUUGGUAGUUUUAUUAAAACCACAGAAUGUUAAGAAUAUGAUCGGAGAUCAAUUUCUAGUACAGCACGCAGCUUUUUUGUUGAUGGCUUUUUCAAAGUUGGUAAAUUAUCUUGCUCCUGUUUUAAGCAGAGAAAAUAAUACUUUUUGAUGUCGUUAACAUUUUGUUCUAUAAAAAAUUUCAUAAUGUGAACAUCAAAGCUUAUUCAUAAAUCUCUUGGCUCCAUUCUCAGAUUUUAUGUCUCCCAUUUUCAUCAUAGAGGUGACUACAACCUGUAUGCCAUAUAUUUUCUCUAAUCUUGCAUUUUUCUUCUUGCUUGGUAACUUCACUUUAGUGUAUGAAAAUUAACUAAUAAAUAAAGGAGGGAAAUAUCUUGAUAUAUUUAUUACAGCUGAAUAUUACCAACAUACAUUUUUGUUGUAGGUCUAUUGUUCUUUGGAUAAACAUCAAAAGGCUUUUCGUAAAGUUUUAACCUGCUGAUGACAGGCAUACUCUAUUAAUGCUCCAAGUGAAGGUGGUGGACAUUCAGAUCUGCACAUUAAGAUCUGCUCACUUUAUAGGUUAUGAAUAAACCAGAAUAAACCACAGCCUUCACAGUUUCAAGUCUCUCAACUGGUGGCAUAUUUUUUCCAAUCCCUCCACACUUCUGCCUCAAAUACUUCCCCCUCAGCAUCACUGUCAUCUCUCUGAUGAUAAUGACCAGAUGCUAACAUUUAACAAGAACACAGACAUUAUCAAGUCCAUGUGAUGUGUCACAACCACUUCUUGCAGGUCAGAACAAACAUCAGCCCAAGCUGUUGAUUAAAUCAGCACAGCUAGCGAUGGGCUGGACUCCUCCUGCAUCUCCCAGGACUCUGCUGCCUCAACACCAUAUGGCACAAAGAAAGGCAGAGGAACAAAAAUAAGGGGGAAUAAAUAGAAAGCUGGAGAGAGGGGGGAUAAUUAAAGCCCUGUCAUGCAGGCCUGGAUUUGAGUAUGCCAAAAGGUCACCGAGUGUUGAAUCUGUUUACAGACAGCUAUGGUUAAUAAGGCAGCACAGUCCAGUGCUUCUACUGCUACUGUUCUGACACCUCACUGCUUUCCUGCCUCACUUCUGUGUUUCAAAACCUCUCUUCAGUGUCACCAACUUUGUUCAGAGUGUAAAUGUUUUCUCCAAAGUCUCAGUGUUGUUGUUGACACUGUACUCCAUUACAAAUAUUACAAUGUCCAGGAAUUGGGAUAAAUCAGGGCAGACACUAAAAGCAUGUGGCUUAUGUUGUAAUCAUGGUACAAUAACACAGAAGUUGCAGGUUUACUGUAUCAUUUCAGAUUUUCUAUGCAUGUAACUGCAGGUCAUGCAGGUCAGAAGUCUGUUUAGGCAUGUCCCUGCCAGUUUCAGAUUGAUUUAUUUUUUCCCCAUUCUUAUUUGUAAAACAGCUCAGGUUCAAUUAGUUCAAAUGAAAAGCAUCUGUGAUUAGCAGAUUUUAAUUUUUAAUUCACAUAUUCUCAAUUGGACCAAUUGAUGAUCUGAAUUACUAUCCUGUCAACAAAUUCUUCCAGCUGAGUGAGCAAUGCUGCCCUGUUUCUUGGUCUUGCCCAGUAAUGUUUUUAACAUACCUCUGAGGACUUCACAGAAGAGCUAGAUUUAAACUGAGAUUAAAUAAAACAAAGAUAAACUAAAUAGGAGGCUUCUGAAGUCAGUUAGUUGAACUGGGUUUAAUGUGGGUGUAUAAGAAUAAACCAGGCUGAAUAAUUAAAAUUUCCCUUUUUUGGUUUUAAUUUGAAAAAAAUUGGAAAGUUUUUUUAUUGUUAUUAUAAUUUGUAGUAGAUUUUUAGUUACCUUUGAGUUACUUUGUAUUGGACUAUCACAUAAAAUCUUAAUGAAACAUUUUGAAUUUUGCGGUUGUAAUGUUUAGAAAUGUGAAAAAGUUUAAAAGGUAUAAAUAAUUUUACAAAGUACUAUAGGUGAGAAUGCAUUUUACCCAGAAUUAAAUACAAAAAUCCACUUCAUUUGGCUUCUGCUAAUAACCUUUAGUUACUUAAAAAACUGUUGUGCUGCCAGUCAACCACCAUGCAGGCAUGCUGCUUUUGUUUUUACAGUACACCAUUUUGGAUAUCACCAGCAUGCUUGUCUUUUCCCAUUAUUUUUUAACACAAUACAUGUUAUAAAAAGGAAACUGUCAGUUGUGAAGACAGCACACACACACAAGGAAAUGCAGUUAAUGUGAACUAUCUAUAUUAACUGAAUGCAGAAAUUUGUAUAAAAUCUCAAUGUUAACAUUUUAAGAUAUCUCUGUUGACUGAUUUGAUAUAAAAUAACUGAUGUACUACACUAUUUGUAAGUCUGUGUGUAAAUGUUUUACAUACUGACAAAAUAAAAAAAUAUUUUUGUGUUCUUAGAUAAAUUGUGUUAAUUUAAGUUCACAAAUAUUUUUCUUUUUUGUAUAAGUUCAUUUUUGCUGUAAAUACUGUGUAAAGGGUGAUGUAAAAAAAAUACGAUUAUGUGAAUAAUUCUCACUAUCACAGCUUCUUAGGAUCUGAGUGUUGUAAGUUAAAUAAGAGAGAAGCAACAUUUCUAUUGUUUUUACUAUUUCUUUAUUUUUAUAUUCUUGCCUUAACCCUUUCUCAUAUCCAUUAGUUUAUCUUUUUCACUGUUAUGGGAUUUGAUUUGUCUGUAUGUGUAUAUACAAAUGCUUCAUUAAAACUCAACAGAAACAUACUUUUGACAUGAACACAAACAUGCAAUUCUUUGCCAGCUAAUAAGAAGAUGGCGUGGACUAUUCUUUGAAUCAAUAUUAUUUUUUCCCUAACACAUUUAAAUAUUCUGAACUUAAUUAUGUGUUCACUUGAACCACUAAAUAGAAUUGUAUACAUAUGCUUAUUUGACUUUGCUUGUUUUACUUCAUAUUAAGAAGCCAUCGUUGUGUUACUGCAUUCUUUUAUUUUUUAAAAAGAAAGCAUUUCAAAAUCUUCUAGAGAUUGAUGUGAUGUUUUUCAUAAAAGACCGCCAUGAAGAAAUCAUUAGGUUUGCUCAUUGUCAGAUCAAAUUGCCCAAUGUAGUUUUACUCAAAGGGUUAAGUGUCAUUUAAAGACUGUGUCGUGAAAACAAUUUGCUGUGAACUAAUUCUUCCGUUAAUAAAUUCUUAAGUUGUUUACUUUA